AUGAUAAAGGCUGUAAUGGUGAGGUGUUACCUGCUCUGUUUACUAACUCUUGCACUGUGUUGUGCUUGUGGGUUAGUAUGGGCUGAUAGUCCUAAAGCUUCUGAUGCCCUUGUUAAAACUUCUACUGUUGGUGUUCCUUCUCUUGUUCGGCGUGCUAUACCUGCGGAGGAUGGUGUUGGGCUUGAGAUUUUGCAUGAAGAUGAGGACGAAGAUGUAGACGAAUCAAAUGUUACCAAGGUUCAUGGUUCUGAACGUUCUUCUGUUUUCUCUCAAGUGGACCCAGUCAAGCAACAGAUUCCUCCUCCUCCAGGUUCUUCCAAUUCUCGUCCCGAUUUUGGAGCAAAUACACCAGGUCUUUCAAGGGAUCCUGGAAGUGCGGUAAAUAGAUCACCUGAUGAAGAGAAUUGA
Messenger RNA from Trypanosoma theileri, 408 nucleotides. RefSeq lists its product as uncharacterized. The record is from RefSeq and is a predicted model, not a curated record. The transcript has a single exon. NCBI's taxonomy places the organism in Eukaryota, Euglenozoa, Kinetoplastea, Trypanosomatida, Trypanosomatidae. The coding region runs from base 1 to 408 and encodes 135 amino acids.